AUGAGGCCUGGAAGCAGCCUGUGGUUUGCUGUCUUCUGCUGGGUUCUUGGUGGGGUGGUUUCUUACAACCCCUGGGGCUUCUUUAGAGGGGAGUCAGAUGUACAGUGGUAUGGGAGGGAUCCUUCUUUCGGGCAGCCUCGUGCCUUCUCCCAGCCCUCCCCCUGGGCUCGGGUUGAUGUCUCCCAGCUCCAGGCUGCGUCCCCACUGCAUCCUGUGGCUGUGCAGUGCCAGGAGGCUCAGAUGGUGGUCACGGUGCACAGGGAUCUCUUUGGCACAGGGCGCCUGGUGAGGGCUGUGGACCUGACCCUGGGCCCAGCUGCCUGCCAGCCUGUGGCCCUGAGUGCUGCAGAGAACACUGUGACCUUCGCGGUGGGGCUCCAUGAGUGCGGCAGCAUCCUCAGGCUAACCCCUGAUGCACUAGUCUACAGCACAAGCUUAAAUUACAACCCAGUCCCUACUGGCAACUUGGUCAUCAUCCGCACCAGCCCUGCUGUGGUUCCUAUUGAGUGUCACUAUCCGAGGAGGGAGAACGUGAGCAGCAAUGCUGUCAGGCCCACAUGGGUGCCAUUCCACUCCACCCUGUCCUCAGAGGAGAGACUGGCAUUCUCCCUGCGCCUCAUGAAUGAUGACUGGAGUGCUGAGAGACCCUCCAAUGUGUUUCAGCUGGGAGAGGUCCUCCACUUCCAAGCUGGUGUUGAUACAGAAAACCAUGCCUCUCUGAGGCUCUUUGUGGACAGCUGUGUGGCUACUCCAACCUCAGACAGGAACUCCUCUCCUCAAUAUACUCUCAUUGGCUUCAGAGGAUGCCUGGUGGAUGGGCAACUGGAUGAUGCCACUUCAACUUUUAUAUCUCCAAGACCCAGGCAAGAUGUGCUUCAGUUUGUGGUAGAGGCAUUCAAGUUCACAGGAAACUCCAGCAACCUGAUCUACAUGACCUGCCACCUGAAGGUGUCUCUGGCUGACCAGGCUCCAGACCCUCUGAACAAGGCUUGCUCCUUUGACAAAGCCAGAAGCCUCUGGACUCCUGUGGAAGGCACCAGGGAUAUCUGCUCCUGCUGCGAGGUGAGGAGCUGUGGCUUGGCUGGGCACUCCAGGAGGCUUAAUGCUGCCUCCCGAAGGCAAGGAGGACGUUUCAGGAGAGAACUGUCCUCCCAGCCUGAUCCUUUGAAAGAAGCAGAUGUUAUAGUUGGACCCCUCUUCAUCCACAGCUGGCAGGAUCAUUCCGUCAGGAGGAUGCCUUCACAAGGUAGGGCAAGCUCAGUGGGACUGGUAGCAGUUGCUGGUCUGGUCGUUCUGAUUCUUGCUGCUCUAGGAGCUCUGACUGUCUGCCGGAGAUCCAGCAACCCCAUCUAA
Molecule: messenger RNA, 1353 nt
Organism: Struthio camelus australis
Lineage: Eukaryota; Metazoa; Chordata; Aves; Struthioniformes; Struthionidae
Source: RefSeq, a predicted model, not a curated record